AUGCACUAUUCUCGUACCCUAGAACUCAUACCACUUGACCCAGAAAUCGAACGUAUGUUUCAUAAGCGGAACAAAGGAAACAAAAAGCACACUUUGGUGGAACCACCACUCACACCUAUGGCAGAGGAAGCAAAAAGAGCAGUGAGGGAAUUUGGCCCCCCAGUGGCAACUCCCUUAGCGAUCCAACGUCCUGCUAUUCCAGCCAACAAUUUUGAGAUCAAACCAGCCAUGAUCACCAUGUUGCAAAAUUCAUCCGUAUUUUGUGGUCCGCCAAAUGAAGAUCCAAAUAUACAUCUUGCAAUAUUUUUGGAGAUUUGUGACACGUCCAAGUUCAAUGGGGUAGCUGACGAUGCAAUUCGUUUAAGGCUAUUCCCCUUCUCCUUGAAGGAUAAAGCCAAGCUUUGGUUACUGUCACAACCACAUGACUCCAUCCGCACUUGGGAUGAUUUAUUUAAGAAAUUCCUUGCUAAAUUUUUCCCACUAGCCAAAACUGCAAAAUUCCGACAAGAUAUUUUGUCAUUCACUCAAUAUGAUAAGGAGCCUCUAUACGGAGCCUGGGAACGAUUCAAAGAUUUAUUUGCGCAAGCCCUCAUCCAAGUUCAGAGUGCACCACAGGGAACCCAUUCGCGUCCGCUGAGCAAGUCAAUCAGGUUGGAGAAUAGUUUCCAAAAUAGCACGAUCAAUAGCCUGGAAUAA
Messenger RNA from Prunus armeniaca (apricot), 696 nucleotides. The record is from the annotation of a GenBank genome assembly. NCBI's taxonomy places the organism in Eukaryota, Viridiplantae, Streptophyta, Magnoliopsida, Rosales, Rosaceae.